CUACACACUCCAUCACACACACACACCGACAUAAACUGACCAGAGCUACGAGUAGGCUAUAUUAUUUACACACUGCGUGUCCAAAAGGGCACAGCUGCAGGCACAGCAAAACAUUUGCAGGAAUGAUACUGGACAACUGCCAGACACCAAAAUCUUGGUGCAUAGCCUGCACAUGGAGAAAAACCGACGCUAAUAGGUGGUCUGCCCCGGGGAGCCUUCAGCAAACAGCCCGAUGGACGAGGACACACCGUGCUGUUUACACUGAAACGCGCUAAACGCAGAACAACAGACGAGCGGAAAUGUUUCCCCGCAUCUGUGUCUUAAUCCGACGCAUCUGAAGUGAGGCAGAGAGAGAGAGAUGACGCUGUGUUUCAUGAUGCAUCGGAGCACCGUCAUGCCUAAUUUUCUUUAAUGAAGCGAUUUUGUCUUUAUUUACUGUACAUUCGCGGUGUCCUGCAGUAAGUCUAAAGCCUUACGAGGAGAAUGAAAGCGUCGGUAUUUGUCGUGGUCAUGUCCUCGGUUUUAUUUAAUCCCAGUUUUGCCUUCAGUUCGCAUUUCGAUCCAGGUGGCUCCCCGCUGAGUGAGCUGUCAUGGCCAUCCUCUCUGGCAGUGGUGGCUGUCUCCUUCUCUGGCCUCUUCAUGUUUGUCUUCCUCAUGCUCGCCUGCCUGUGCUGCAAGAAAAGGGACAUCAGCUUCAAGGAGUUUGAAAAUACAGAGGGGGAGGAGGGCCAAGCUAACCUUUCCACUUUAGCCUCCCCCAGCUCUCAGAACGACCCUGAGGUUUAUAUCCUGCCUCUCACGGAGGUCUCACUACCUGUGUCCAAACAGCCCGGCAAGUCAUUUCAGCUCCUGAAGUCUACAGACCUCGGACGCCACAGCCUCCUCUACAUAAAAGAAAUGGGACAUGGCUGGUUUGGCAAGGUGUUGCUCGGGGAGGUGAAUGCUGGACUCAGCACUACACAGGUGGUGGUUAAGGAGCUGAAGGCCAGUGCCAGUGUACAGGAGCAGAUGCAGUUCCUGGAAGAAGUCCAACCUUACCGGGUGCUCCAGCAUCCAGCCCUCCUGCAGUGUCUGUCCCAGUGUUCAGAAGUCACGCCCUACCUGCUGGUUAUGGAGCACUGUCCCCUGGGUGAUGUUAAAGGAUACCUACGAAGCUGUCGGGCCACAGACUCAGUGACCCCUGACCCUUUGAUCCUUCAGCGGAUGGCUUGCGAGAUUGCUUCUGGUCUUCUGUACCUUCACAAACACAAUUACAUUCACAGUGACCUGGCCCUUAGGAACUGCCUGUUGACCUCAGAGCUGGCAGUGAAAAUUGGAGACUAUGGCCUCAGCCACAGUAAGUACAAGGAUGACUAUUAUGUAACAGCAGAUCAAAUAUGGGUUCCUCUACGCUGGAUUGCCCCAGAACUUAUCGAUGAAGUCCACGGCAAUCUCUUAGUUGUGGACCAAACCAAGGAUAGCAAUGUCUGGUCACUUGGUGUGACAAUAUGGGAGUUGUUUGAACUGGGGAACCAGCCUUACAGGCACUAUUCUGAUAGGCAGGUUUUAACAUAUGCUGUAAAGGAACAACAGCUCAAACUGCCAAAGCCCCUGCUGAAAGUGCCUCUGUGCGAACGCUGGUAUGAGGUAAUGCAGUUCUGUUGGCUGCAGCCUGAGCAGAGACCUGUCGUGGAGGAAGUCCAUCUACUGCUAAGUUAUCUGUGUGCUAAGGGUACCACUGAGGCUGAGGAGGACUUUGAGCAGCGCUGGAACUCUCUCAGGCCAAGUCUGGGCUCUAACAGCUCUCACAGGACACCUGUACCUGAAGUAGCUUCUUCCACUUCCUCUUCAUUUCCUCUACUUGAACACUUCUCAAUGGCAGACAGCUUCCAGUCUGAGAAUGGUGACGACAUAUUGACAGUAACUGAGACCAGCCAUGGGCUCAACUUUGAGUAUAAAUGGGAGCAGGCACAAGCUGAGCAGCCCUACUGCUCCUCUUCAGCUAGUGGACCAUUGGGAAAGAAUAAUCCCCACUACCAGGAUGUUUAUUACCCUCAUAGCAAAUCCACAGGUAGCUGUAAGGGCGAGAGCCUCCCUCUCGGAGUCUCUCCAUCCUACUAUGAGUCUGACCAUCCAGGGGUGGUUCCAGUGCUGAGUGCACACAGCCCCUCAGUAAGUAGUGAGUACUACAUCCGCAUUGAGGAACCAGUUGAGUGCAACAUCAACUUAGAAGACACCAAUCUUGAUUACAGCCCAAGAGUUGAAGCCAGCAACAGCAGCUUGUCUUCAAUGGACAGGAGGAGCCCAAUUGAGUCUCUGCCAAACACCUACUGGUCAGCAGCUAAAGAAUCCAUCAGUAAUGAUUAUGAUUCAGACAGUAGCCUAAACAUGGAGCCACUCCAAAGAAGAGUUUCAAACUCGGUAGAGACUGACCAGUCAGAAACCCAUUUUUCUUCUAAUGACAGGCACAAUUUACAGUGUGAACAGUCACCUCAAGCAGGGCCAGAUGUUCAUUUGAUAAGAGAGUAUGGUCAGCAGCAGAGAGGGUCGGGAAGUCUCUGCCAUAGACUUGAGGCAGUACAGGAAAGCCCACUUGGCAUUUCAGUCUCUCUUAGUAGUCCCAGCUUGGCAUAUUGUGAUCCAUACCUUGAAUCUAACCAGAGAACCGCAGAAAGUACGGCCAACGAGGCCUAUUAUGACAUGAUGGGCCCUGUUCAAAAGAAUGUUCCUAGACCCCACUACAUGAGUAUUGAUAUUGAUGCCGGUGAUGGCCUUCUUUUGGGCAUGGGGAGUGCCAAUCCAGAAGAAGAUGAUGAUGAUGAUGAUCUGUUUUCUCAGAACAUGUUGACUAACUGGAACUCCAACCACUCAGCAAACAACAACAGUUUAAGCGAUCGUACGCAAGGUGUGGGAUUUCGAGAUGCAUAUCUUGAUUUACGUCAUCCAACACCCUCUUCUCAUGUCGGAAAUUUUAAAUCAAGAGAAUUGGAAACAAGCAACAGUUGUACAUAUAAUUAUGCAGAUUCUCUCAAAGUCCACUCAUAUUUGGAAGCCACAGAUAGUACACCCACCACUAGCAACCCUCACACUGACGCAGAGGGUGGUGAGUACCUACAUUUAUGCCCUGAAGGUACUCAGGAUGUUGAAUCAUCUUCCAAAUGUCAUUCUGUCACAGAAAGUCAGCAUAUUUAUACACGGCAGAAGAACAUUGCUCAUAAACAUAUCAAAAACAAUACAUCAGAAUUACAUGUAGGAGGUUACAGCAGAAUGAAUCCAUCAACUCUUCCAACGGAUAUUGUAGUGACUAAAGACAAAAUGUUACUCGAGACAAGGAUAUCCCCUGCACAAAAAAUUAAACUUGGGACAGAUGGUUCUGCUGGAGUGUUUGUAAAAAUGGAUCUGUCUAAGAGUGUCUCAGAGUGUAACCUUUUGACAGACAGCAGGAUGGUGCCCAACAACUCUAGUAUCAGUCUGGUGGAAAUUAAUGACUGCACUGACAUCCCCUCUGGAGUUAUUACAGAUUACCCCUUGGACUACGCAGAGGUGGGCAAUAUUGAAUUGACUCACAGAGCGUUACAGAGGGAGACUGGGUCCAGACACUGUGAGGACACAAUAAAUCUUGCCUCUAGCAGCAGUCCAUGUGAGGCCUUCAGUCCUGAUAGUUAUCACACACCCAUUCAGCCGAAAUCCCUAGACAGUGGCUAUGACACAGAGAACAACGAAUCCCCAGAGUUUAUCUUGAAAGACCUUGAAGGGAAUCCAGCCCUUAGCACCAGUGUAGAAUCAGAUGAGUGUGACAUGGUGCUCCAGAUGGACCUAGAUGAUGAUGUCGAUGUAAUGCUCCUACAUCCACCCAGCAGUCAUCCACCACUGAUCAGCCUUGGUGAGAGGAAUCAGUACAGAGACUCUGCUUAUUUUUCUGACUAUGACACGGAGAAUGACAAGAGCCCCAGUGUAGGGGGAAGCAACUUUUUCAAUUGCCAAGACGAGGAGGAUGUCUUUAGACUCGAAGCAGAAAAGACCGUUGGGAAAGAAGGACAUUGCAUGGAGAGUGAGAGGGGAAGUAACAUCUCUGUGCCAAAGGACAACAAUUCAGCCCUUCAUACUAAACAAUUGUGUCUUAAGACAAAUCCAAAUCUGUGUUCAUCACCUACAUUGGUGCCAAUGAUUUCCAUGCUUUCUCCCUUUCCUCCAGAGAUGGGGGGAUGCUUGACCAAGGAGUCAACUCCAGAUGAUGGUAUUGGGCUGGAAUCUGAUCAUUCUGGAGAGGAACCAAACUCUGAAUGCCAUUCUUCCACAGUGUCGGAAGGUUCCUCCACGACACAGGAGGCCUCGGGUGUGGAGGAGCCAUCUAACAGAGAUUUUUCCUCAGCAGAGUCACUAGGUGCAGACUGUGUCAUAGUAGAUUUCAGUGGGGAGAUAAUCCAAGCAGAAGACCAAGAGGCCUGUAACAAAGUGGACAAUACAGAACUUCCAAGGGAAGGACACAAUGAGGAAAAGGAAGAUGAGGAUUCAGUGGAAGGUGGUGGUCAAGCUUUUUCCACACCAAAGCGUGAUGAUUCCUUGGAGAAUAUUCUUCCAGUCUUACCAGAAGACCUUGAUGUCCCAGCUCCACUGGGAAAUGGGGAUGAGGCAGAUGAGGAGGAUUCUGAGGAUAGUGAUGAAUCUGAUGAACUUCGUAGCUACAACAUACAGGAGCAGAGUGAUGAGAGUGAUGACGAGUUCCCCGUGGUGCCCGUCAUCGUGAGCGACCGCAGCAGCGCACGGCAUCUACGCAGCCUCCUUAAAAUGCCUUCCAUACUUACGCAGUCCUUCUGCGAUGAACUGGAGAGCAAGAAAAAAGCGGUGUCAUUCUUUGAUGACGUCACUGUGUUUCUGUUUGACCAGGAGAGCCCCACGGGUGAGCUUGGAGACUACAGUUUUCCUGUGGAUGCAGAACCUAACGGCCAGGCUUCAGAGGUGGAGCUACCACAACCCCAUGAUAGGGUCACUGCCCCUGAGGAUUCACUAGGAAGGAAUUUCCCAGAAGAAAGUGGUGAAUGCGAGUGGCAAGAUGAUUUUCCAUUGAUGCCGAGCCCUUCAACAUCAGAACCUGGCUCUGAAGAAAUCACUACUCCCCCCAACUCUCCCAUCAAGUCUCCAGACGAAAAACCAGUACCACCGUUUUCCCGAUUUAGGGUCUCCCGUUUCUCCAUUACGCAAGUGUCUGACUCUGACACGGACUCCAUGGGAGGUAACAGUGAGAACGGAGCCCAGGAGUAAAGGGGUAUGGUUUGAUUUGGUCUGAUCAGACUGUGGGUUCUCAUGUAUCUUUUUGUUGUUUUAAACGUUCUGGGUGAAAGGGUCCUGUCAACCUGAUAUGCUGUUUGGACACAGUGCCUCAUAUCGUAGUGGAUUAGCCAGCCCCUUCCAAGUGUUCCUAGACAGACGAUGGUUGAGCGACAGUCUGUUGAGGAUAACUGUUAUAAGAACAGGAAAAGAGAUCUGUAUAACAGAACAUAUUUAUUAUCUAUGUAUUAAAACAUGAUGUAUGAAGCUUAUAACUUAUUUGCACAAUUCAGUAUCAGUAUCAAGCUGAACUUCUUUUUCCACAUAACUUGUAGGAAACAAUACAGAUACAAGGCUGCUCUCGUUUGCUUGUCAUGCCCCAUAUUGUCAAUACGUGAUUUAGAGUAUGAAAUAUCUGUCAUAGUGCUUUACAUGUUUCAGGUUGACCCAAUGAGCCACAUAAAAUAGGGUGCAGGAUGAGACCACUGAUAAAUGAUAUAUACUGAGCCCCCUAACAUAAGCUGCUCAAAAGUGAUAUUUUCUAUAUUUUAACUACACUUUAGCUCAGGGGUGUUAAGGGUAAGGAACAAAAGUAUUAACCAUCAUGCUUAAAAGUCUUCAUACUGUCGGCUGUUUUGCUUUUUUUUUUUUUUUUAUGCCGAACAACUUUCAUACAAAAACUACCUGCACUUUAAUUAUUUGAACCAAGACAUCUUUUAUACAUCUCUUCUCUUAUAAUCAAGUACAUCUAAAUCAAAAGCUUAUUUAUGUCUUAUUAAAGUGCAGUUAAAUUAUUAAAAGGCUAGCUCAUCUCUGGUUAGAUCUUUAGUUCCCUAGACUUCAAAAUCCAGAAUAUUUUACAUUACAGUACUUGUUCGCUCUAAGAAUGACAGUAUUGAGGCUGAUCAGGUGAUUUUCUUCAACUAGAGGUAGCUUGCAUAUAGGACAGCUUGCAUAUGGGUUAUUCCUGUUCUCCAGCCAUUUGAAAA
Pimephales promelas (fathead minnow) is the source of this 6236-nucleotide messenger RNA. It is a transcript of the gene lmtka, whose product is annotated as lemur tail kinase 1 a. The record is from RefSeq and is a predicted model, not a curated record. Gene Ontology annotation, molecular function: protein tyrosine kinase activity; ATP binding. NCBI's taxonomy places the organism in Eukaryota, Metazoa, Chordata, Actinopteri, Cypriniformes, Leuciscidae. Gene Ontology annotation, biological process: brain development; peptidyl-tyrosine autophosphorylation.